UGUCAAUUUCGUCAACAGUUGUUUUAGCUAAUUUUAUGUGUGAAAAGUGUAAAUUUAUAAUAUUCCUGCAACAAAAAAAAUAAACAAUAUGCCGUGCUGGUAUUGGGAUAAAAAGGACCUGCGUGAUACACCUUCCAUUCUGGAUGGAAUAUCAUUUGAGACUGAACGCCGCUACCGAAAGGAAGGUGCACGCUUUAUAAUGAAUUGUGGCACAGAAAUGGGACUAGGUCAUAACACUAUGGCUACCGGUGUAGUGUAUUUUCAUCGCUUUUAUAUGUUCCAUUCCUUUAAAAGCUUCCCAAGAUAUGUUACUGCUUGCUGUUGCCUCUUUCUUGCCGGUAAAGUUGAAGAAACACCGAAGAAGUGUCGCGACAUAAUAAAAAUAGCAAGAACUUUGCUGUCCGAUAACUAUUUUUACUCCUUCGGAGAAGAUCCCAAAGAAGAGGUUAUGACAUUGGAGCGCAUUUUGCUGCAAACUAUAAAAUUUGACUUGCAAGUGGAACACCCCUACACAUUUCUUUUAAAAUAUGCGAAAUGUUUCCGUGGCGAUCAAGUGAAAUUACAAAAAAUGGUGCAAAUGGCUUGGAAUUUCGUAAAUGACUCCCUUAGCACGGUUGUAUGCUUGCAAUGGGAACCCGAAAUUAUCGCAGUGGCACUUAUACAUCUUGCUAGUAAGCUGAGCAAAUUUACCGUCGCCGACUGGGCUGGACGUCAGCCGAGUCAUAACCGUUGGUGGGACAUGUUUGUAUCAGAUGUAACAAUGGAGAUUCUUGAGGAUAUAUGCCAUCAAGUUUUAGACUUAUAUCAACCCAAUCAGAAAGAGACACCUGAAUCCAAUAGUCCACCACAAAAACCACCUAGUCGCGCAGAUAGUCCAACACCAACCAAACCUGUCAUUACCACUGCUAACACGAGUUCACCCGCGGCAAAACUAAAGCCACCACAACCUAGUACUUUUAACUCCGUCACAAAUGCGCAACCCGCGAUACCAGCUGCUAGUGAGCUUAGUAAUAUUCAGACCAUAAGAUCGCUGGCAAAUUCUGGCCCGAUUGCACCCACAGUUGGAGAGCCUGCCGCUAUACCUACAGUCGGUAUGGCCUCAACUUAUCACAAUAUGUAUCCGAUACCUUCUUCAGUAACUUCACAUCCAAUACAUUCGCUUUAUAAUUCAAAAGUUCCUGCUCCACCUCAACCGCCACCACAUAAUUACGCAGGUCCUGGUGGACCAUCGAAUGUCGUACCUCCACCACUUCCACCACCCAUAGCACCAUAUAAUAUGCCACCAGCAGCGCCAUGGGGCGGCCCAGCUUUGAACACAAAUUCACAUUAUCCAUCAAAUGUACAACCGCCUAUGCCACCUGGACCAAGUGGUGGGGGUACACAGCACGGAUACCAGGGAACUUCCCAAUAUUCUCGACGUAAUUACAUGUGAUUUAUUUGCUCAUUAAACGCGAAUGACUAUUCAUGCAAAGCAGAUUUAAAAGGAUUAAGAGUUCUACUAAACCCGGUAAUGAAUAUUUGAUACAUUUAAGGAAAAUAUAUAAUAAAUACAACAUAUAA
Molecule: messenger RNA, 1560 nt
Organism: Bactrocera tryoni
Lineage: Eukaryota; Metazoa; Arthropoda; Insecta; Diptera; Tephritidae
Product: cyclin-K
Exons: 2
Coding region: 89-1432 (447 amino acids)
Biological process (GO): positive regulation of DNA-templated transcription, elongation; regulation of transcription by RNA polymerase II
Cellular component (GO): nucleus; cyclin/CDK positive transcription elongation factor complex
Molecular function (GO): cyclin-dependent protein serine/threonine kinase activator activity
Source: RefSeq, a predicted model, not a curated record